Messenger RNA from Micropterus salmoides (largemouth bass), 1184 nucleotides. RefSeq names its product transmembrane protein 186 (gene tmem186). Gene Ontology annotation, cellular component: mitochondrion. The record is from RefSeq and is a predicted model, not a curated record. The transcript has 2 exons. Lineage: Eukaryota; Metazoa; Chordata; Actinopteri; Centrarchiformes; Centrarchidae. The coding region runs from base 138 to 806 and encodes 222 amino acids.
AUUUAUGAGUACAUCCGGGUCACUGUGGGUGCACUUCAUUUUAGCUAACAACUGUUAGUUAGUGAACCUCUCACACUGUUACCUUUGGCGAGUGUCGUAUUUCUAAAAAAAACAGGAGUCGUAGCCUGUCCCCGGUCAUGAUCAGGUCAUUGCUGCUGCGCAGGUUAACAUUCCACAUCCUUUCCUGUACCAGAGGAUCAUGUCUACUCACAGGUCGGAUACCUUAUAGUGCGCGGCCUCAUUCACCAGGUCACACACCCAUCCAGCAGAGAUGCCAUGGACCCGUUACACCUAAAAUCAAAGCCCUGGUCAGGUACUCGGACUUGUCUACACAGAAAUACACUAUGAUUUACACCCUGCCGCACAUUAAGCUCCUCAGAGCUGUGUCCAGGCUCAAAUUGUUCCAAACUACAAUCACCACGGUCCUCUUACCCCCCGUGUUCAUCCUCUACCUCCUGGGAGACGUCCCCUUCUUUCUUGUCAGCUAUACAACGGGGAUAGCACUGUUCGCUGGUGUCAUGCUGUACACUGCCAGUCAUUUCUUCAGGAGGGUUGUGGGCAUGAUGUACCUGGACCCUUCCCAGACCACGCUCAAAGUGUCCCACCUCACCUUCUGGGGCAGGCGCAAUGAUAUCUACCUGCCUGUGUCAGAUGUUUUGACCAUUGGAGAUACAGGGGACUCCGUAAACGAGAAGAUAUUGAAACUAAAGAGAUACAGUAGUCCGGAGACGCUGUUUUUCUCCACUCAUUUUGGACGUGUGGUAGACAAACAGGGUUUUGAGAAGGUGUUUGGAACUUUAAAAUGAUAAUUAGUUCAAAAUGUAUAUAUGGGCAGAUGGUAAUAAUCUCCAGUGAAUUCACCUACUUUUCCUGUUCAAAAUAUAACUUGUUAUCAUGAGAAGGAUCUGUUCUCCAUGAGAAAAUGUUGAUCAAAACAUAAAGAUAAUACAUUGGAAGACUGUCUGAUGUGUCCACCGCUGACUAGCUAAUGAAUUUUUUAGUAGAGCUUGUGAUUGAAAAGUAAGGAUGCAUAGUAACAGGACUCUGGCCUUUAUAGUGGAACAACAUGCCAGGUGACCAGUGUUGGCAUUAAUAGUACUCGGAUUACUUUUGUCUGUUUGUAUUUAGUGACUUCAUGUGUGAAGCAGAAAUAAAGUCAAAUAAAACCAAACAAUGACAACACA